AUGGGAUCCAACCCAUCAAAACCCGACCGGAUAUGCUCCUCCUGUGGAAAGUUGGCCCCCCUGUUAGAACGGGCCGCAAGGACAAGGUGCUUUGUCACGCCUGACCUAAGAACCGCUGACGUCCACCCCGGGGGCUACGACGACCUCGAUAUCGGCAUCAAGAUUGGUGACUGGCGCCUAGAAGACAAGCAAAGGGAUUGCGCCUUGUGUAAUAUGUUCCAGGCAUCUAUGCUCACCAACGACAGCACCGAAAUACGGGCAUUUUCUCUUUUGCACAGUCUGCUGAGCCCCAGCGAUUACUUCGGCCAUACCGCCCGUGGUCGCGAUUUUCUGGAUUGGGCCCGGAAGGACAUCCCCUAUGACAGUAGCGUUCUUGUCGUUGUUCCGGACGACUUUGCCUUCCGCAAGUAUAGACACGAAAUUGGCGAAAGAGCUAUCUUUGACGGACGUUACCUGAUGUGCCACGACCUUUCCGCGCAGCCUUCUCCUGGUAACCGAGCACUACUGGAGCCCACGCAUGUGCCGCGGUACUUCACACCCGGGACUGCGAAGCCGUGGAUCGAGUACUGCGUCCGUAAACAUGGGCCUUGUUCACGCCUUGAAGACGUGGAUUUUUUGGACUUCGAGCUGAUCGACUGCAUUACUAGACGCAUUGUACCGGCAGAGCGGGCUAUCCGUCGCAAUCAACCUAUUCCCGAGUACGUUGCCUUGAGUUAUGUAUGGGGCAAGACAACGAAGGCUCCCCCAAAGGAGCAGGCCUCGCGAAAAGUGUUGCCCACUUCCUCGCUGCCAAGGGUCGUCAGCGACGCGCUCCUUUUCACCAAGGGCCUCGGCUUCAGAUACCUGUGGGUGGAUCAGUACUGCAUCGACCAGUACGACGAGGACAAGAAACAUGGUCAAAUCCAGCGCAUGAAUGUUAUCUACCGUAACGCUGUUGUCACUCUCAUCGCCGCUGCCGAAGACGGCCAGGAUGAGGGUCCGGCGGGCAUUAAUCAACCGAGGAGGACCGGUCAGCGGGCAGUUGUUGUAAAUAAUGUCUUGCUGAUGUCGCCGCUACGCCCUGUGCAAGACGUCGUCCGCCAGUCUCGCUGGGCCACGAGGGGUUGGACUUACCAAGAAGCCUUCCUUUCCCGGCGCCGCCUCAUUUUCACUCGUCAGGAAGUCUACUUCGAAUGCGAGGUAAUGAACUGCAGGGAGAGCGUAUCGAUGCUAUUACCCCAGGCUCACGUAGCUAACGGACGCGAGAUCCUCCCGUUUCUGACAUCCGGCAUGUUCGGCAUGGCCCAGUUAGCAGCCGAAAUGCGGCGCAAACGAACGUCAUGGAUAUCAGGCGUGAUGCUAGACCGGGAACGCGCCUGGCUCAUGCUCAUAUCCUGCAUCAAGGAGUACACAGCCCGAGAGCUUACCUACGCAAGCGACUCACUCAACGCCUUCGUCGGGGUCCUUCGCCAGUUCGAAACUUCCCUCCGAUUUAGCGAGCGAGAAGGAUCACUGAUCGCCUCCUCCAAUACGCCUAUGCGCCAUGUCUGGGGCGUGCCUUUCGUCACCACCACCGCCGCGUCGGAAAGCAUACCCAUGUCCGUUGACCCCGUGAGCCUGUUUGUCUGUGGCCUCUGUUGGUACCACACUCAUGCCACUACCGUUGCCGUACAGCGAAGACCGGACUUUCCUUCUUGGUCCUGGUGUGGCUGGUCCGGAGCCGUCGACGGCUGCGACGAUCCCAUCGAGUUUCAUAGGCAAGCUGGCGACGUACUCCUGGAGAAUCCGAAUAGCUCCCGCAUAUCUCCGGUCAAGUACGCCCAGCAGCCGUGGCACCGCUUCGCACAACAACCAAGGAUCAUAGUCCUCAAUACCUACGCAGUUCCGAAUGAUGCGUUGACCAUCUCCACACUUUCCACCACACGGCACCGACGGAGUAAGAUACCAAUCGACAUAUUCGGCGCCAAAGGCGAGCUAUUCCUUGACGAUCCCGAUAUAGCGCUUGUUGAUAUCACCGCGAAGAACGUGGAUGUCCCAAUUGAGCUCGUCGUCCUCGGCACUUCAACUAUUUCCCAGUCUUCCUACGCGAGCACGUUUCUACUGGUAAUCCUGUGGGAGGAGGGCGGAUUAGCGUGUAGUAGAAUUGGAGCCAUGCGGCUUCACGCCGAGCAGGAGUCCUUCCGAUCCCAGGGAGUUCCGGGGUUAAUUCACUUUGUUGAUGCUACACCGCUGGGGUAA
Molecule: messenger RNA, 2217 nt
Organism: Scedosporium apiospermum
Lineage: Eukaryota; Fungi; Ascomycota; Sordariomycetes; Microascales; Microascaceae
Exons: 2
Coding region: 1-2217 (738 amino acids)
Source: RefSeq, a predicted model, not a curated record